Drosophila suzukii is the source of this 996-nucleotide messenger RNA. NCBI's taxonomy places the organism in Eukaryota, Metazoa, Arthropoda, Insecta, Diptera, Drosophilidae. The record is from RefSeq and is a predicted model, not a curated record.
AUGAAGUUGAACGCCAUUGUGAUCCUAUUGGCCUGCUGCCUGCUGUUCGCACAGGCGGCACCCGAGAAGAAGAACAUGUCGCAGAAGUCGCGCCAGGUGGAGCAGGAUGCCAAGGUCGGAGGAGUGGCAGGAGUGGCUGGUGUGGCCGGUGUGGCCGGUGUGGCCGGAUCCAGUGCAGGAUCCUCCGCCACCGCCGCCAAGGAUCCCUCUAGCGGACGUCUGUUCCUAAAGAAGUUCCUCACCUUCAAGAACCUCUUCAGCAGCAACAACCAGCCGGUGAUCCCCAUCAUCAUCACGGGCGCCGGAACGGGUACGGGCACGACCACGAGCCCUACAGCCUCGCCCACGGUGACGGUGACCUCGACGGGCACCAUUCCCUCGGCCACGGGCACCAUCACCACCUCACCCACCACGCCCACGACAUCGCCGACGACGACGGCGCGCCGAACGGUGAUCAAGGGAGCCCGCUACGGCAGCCAGGAUGACGACGACCAGGAGCAGGAGCCGGAGAAGGAUCAGGAGCUGGAGAUGGAGCAGGAACAGGAGCAGGAGCAGGAGCUGGAGCAGGCGGCCCAGAUGCCCGCCCAGGCGUAUCCCGCCGACCUGAUGGACGAACAGGCUCUGCAGGCCGCCUUGGCUGCCGGCGCCCAGGAGUACGAGGUGGUCACCGAUCACGAGCUGCAGGGCACCGGCGGAUCAUCCGGCGAGGGGGCCAAGGCCACCCAGGGCAGCAACACCAUCAGCCUGAGGCGCAAGGGCGCCCGCCGCGGCCAGGUGAUCAGCGUCCGCAUCCCGCCCAGGUACCGUCGCUACUUUAAGAACGGCCAGAAGGUGAUGCUCAACACCGGCCGUCGUCCCGGUGGCAAGCGCCGCGUGGUCCGCAAGCGUGUGCCGGCCAAGAAGGUCAACCGCAAGAACAACCGGAGGCGCAACGGCAACAAGAAGAACCGUCGCAAUCGCAACAAGAACCGCCGCACCCGCCUCACCGGCGUCUAA